Messenger RNA from Megalops cyprinoides (Indo-Pacific tarpon), 10854 nucleotides. It is a transcript of the gene pde4dip, whose product is annotated as phosphodiesterase 4D interacting protein. The transcript is spliced from 41 exons. The coding region runs from base 1089 to 8726 and encodes 2545 amino acids. Lineage: Eukaryota; Metazoa; Chordata; Actinopteri; Elopiformes; Megalopidae. The record is from RefSeq and is a predicted model, not a curated record. Gene Ontology annotation, cellular component: microtubule organizing center; nucleus. Gene Ontology annotation, molecular function: zinc ion binding.
GCCACAUCAUUGCCGUCUGCUCAAUGGAUUUCUCUGUCCGAACGCUCGGCUGCCAGCCUCCCUGCUUAUCUCCGGUGGUAAAAAGAAAUCAUGAAGCCUCUGUGUAACGGGACUGCAGUUCUUUGUAGAUAGGGAUAUACUUUCAGCAAAACUGCGGUUGAAAGGGAACGGACUUCGGGUGUUGGUUUUCGCGUCGAAUUUAAGGAUUAUCUGUGAUGAUUUUGCAAACCUUACCAGGCGAUCUUCACAUGACAGCGGCUGCGGGAGUGAUAAAGACAGCGACAUAAAUUUCGCGCAUUGGGAAAUAGCCGGAUGAUACGAUGCGGGUGAAACAACAGCUGAUAUUUCUGUCUGCCCAGGAAACCUAGAUUAUACGAAUGACUUCAUUCUUACAUUAUUGCAUCAGGGUUUCCAUGGAAGAAUGGAAACGCAAAGGCAGCGUAACCACGCUAGAGCUGCUCUCGGACAAGAACACAUUUAUCAUCCAUGUGAACGUUUUGCUUCAUUUUUGAAAACAGAGCGCUGCUGUGUUUAAACUUGCCUCUACGAUAUUUUUUUAAUUCAACGCCUUUGGACUGUCUGUAUUAUUACAAUCUGUAGCUAUGUACAAGGUUGUAAAGAUGCGUUGCUUGGCCCGUGCUGGUUGCUGGCGUAUCCCCAUCCGCAGGGUGCAGCGAUGAUUUUUUUUUUUUCCUGCGGGAAUAUAGUAACGCUGCUGCUCAUUUAAACGUUUACGUUGUGUUGUAAUAUGCUAUAUAUUAUCUAGUUAAUUAUUUUUGGUUUUAUUUAUGUAUUUAUUUUUUUAAUUGCUGGUAAAUCUUGAUUGCCAUGCAUCUUGCACUGAAAAAAAUAGAGGAAGAAAUUGCACAUGGAAGGGACAUAGGCAAUGACAUAGUUAAUUUUAUGAAUUAAGUUGAUAUAUUAAAUUAUAAAAAUCAGUGUAAAGACUUUCUCUCGGUACCUUAAAAAUAAUAUAUUUUUAGAAACCGUAACCUGUGGACCAGACACUUUAUCUUAUUGCACAUUCCUUGGAAAGCCUACCUUGGGUGGGAAUCCAUCUUUGACUGAAGCUGAGCGGGUCAACCCUGAUGUUAGACGCGAAGAUGAAGGAAGUGUGCAGGAUCUGCGCCCGAGAGCUGUGCGGGAACCAGCGGCGCUGGAUCUUCCACCCGGCCUCCAAGCUCAACCUGCAGGUGCUGCUGUCCCACGCGCUGGGCCGGGAGCUGACCCGCGACGGCAAGGGCGAGUUCGCCUGCAGCAAGUGCGCCUUCAUGCUGGAGCGCAUGUACCGCUUCGACACCGUCAUCGCACGCGUGGAGGCGCUCUCCAUCGAGCGGCUGCAGAAGCUGCUGCUGGAGAAGGACCGGCUCAGGCAGUGCAUCGGCGGCCUGUACCGCAAAGCCAACGCCGAGGAGCCGGGACCGGGGGGCGGGGCCGGAGCUGACGGCAAGGCCAGGGAGUGCACGGUGGACAUCUCCGGCCUGCACGACGUCAAGUACAACGCCCUGCUCCAAGAGGACUUCGCCUACUCGGUGUACGAGUCCUGGGCCGAGCACGAGGACCAGGUGGUGGAGUCGCAGCAGCAGCACCACCACUGCCAUGCAUCCGAGUUCUCCACACAGCGCUCCCGGAGGUGCCGGGGGUGCGCCGCGCUGCGUGUGGCCGACUCAGACUAUGAGGCUGUCUGCAGGGUGCCCCGGAAGCUGGCCAGGAGCACCUCCUGCGGGCCGUCCACCAGGUACUCCGCCAGCGUGCUGGGCAGCGCCUGCAGCGAGGAGCCCUCUGCCGCCGCCACACUCGUACCCGAGUCCCUUCCUGCCACAUCCGAGAGCGACAGGACCCUGGUGGACGCCGAUCUGGAGAGGAUGAGCGCCGGCUCGUCCGUGGAGUCCCUGGACGCCGGCGGCGAUGUCGGGCAGCCCGCCGUGAAAGAGGAGGAGGAGGAGGAGGACAGAGACGCGAGGGAGGACCAGCGGUCGGAGUCCCUGUCGGAGGAGCAGACCUGCCUGCAGGGGAAGCUGGAGCUGGCCCUCAGCCUGGUGAAGAGCUGCGAGUACAGGCCCGUGCCCAGCCCGCGCGGCAGCAGGCUCCCCGUCCGCGUCAAACCCGUCUCCCCCGGGAGCAACAGCAGCAGGACGGCCUUCUCGGACCUGAGCCUCAGGGCCCCUUACGGCAGGGGGUGCGAGUCAUCCACCUGCUACCCGGAGCUGGUGCCGCCCCAGCCCCAGCCCAACGUGCAGCUGGAGCUGGCUGAGCUGGAGGAGAUGUGGCAGGAUGUCUAUGUGGAGUACAGGCCCUUUCGCUUCCAGAAGAACCUGAUCGAGGAGCAGCAGGCCCAGCUGAACCAGUAUGAGUGCGCAGCGGGCCAGUGUGUCAGCGAGCUGCAGAAGGCCCAGCUCCAGGUGCAGUCCCUGCAGGCCAAGAUCCAAGAGAGCGAGGCCAACAACAAGAAGCUGCAGGAGAAGCUGUUUGAGAUGGAGUCCGAGCUGCGCAGCAUCAGGCAGGCUGCGCAAAAGAAGGAGCGCACCAUACAGAGCCUGAGUGACACGGUCAGCACCAAGGACACUGAGGCCGAGGAGCUGUACCGUGUCAUCGAAGGACAGAACGACAUGCUGUGCAAAUUGAAAGAGAUUGCGCAUCACAACCAGCUGCAGACCCUGCAGGUGUCGAAGGGGGAGCCCACGCAGCUGCAUUCGGAGCUCCUGGCUCUGCAGAGCUCCCUCUUCUCCACCCAGCUGGAGCUGCAGGGCAGCCAGAGGGCCCACCAGCGGAGCCAGCGCCAAGCCGCCGACCUCGCCCGCGCCCGAGACCGCCUCCAGGGCGACCUGCAGGGGGCGCUGCAGCACGGGGAGGUCACCGAGAAGCACAACCAGGAGCUCCGCGGUCAGCUGCAGGAGGCUCGCUCCGCCCUGGAGCUGAAGGAGAGCCAGCUGAAGGAGAAGGAGGGGCAGAGGCAGGCAGAGGCGGAGACACGAGACAAGAGCAUCCAACAGCUGAGGCUCUCCCUGCGGGAGAAAGAGCAGCUGGUGCAGGAGUACUCCGAGCUCCUGGACCAGCAGCGGGACCCCAGUCACACCCAAGACACCCUGCUGGACAAGUUGAAGAACCGCAUCAAGGACAGAGACAAAGCCCUGGAGCGUGCCAUCGAUGACAAGUUCCGCUGUCUGGAGGAGAAGGAGGGGGACAUACGGAGGCUGCAGCUGGCCCUCAGGGAGAAGGAGAAGGACCUGGAGAAACUGCGCUACGUUCUGUCCAACAACGAGGAGACCAUCACGCACCUGGACAGCCUGGUGCGCAGUAAGGAGCUGCAGCUGGAGCAGGUGUCGGAGGCCAGCAGGAACCUGCAGCGGCUGAAGAAGGAGGCGGAGGAGAGGCUGGGCCGCAGCCUGAGGGAGAGAGAGGCCCUCAUCAGCCAGCUGCAGGGCUCUCUGCAGGCACGCUCCAAGGAGGCCGAGGAGCUGAGGGCCGCUCUGAUCAGUAAGGUGUCAGUGGGUGGCAGUGAGCUUGUGGAGGAGAUGAAGGGUCGUCUGCAGCUGAAGGAGCGCCUGUUCCAGGAGGUUCUGUCUGACCGCAGUAGGCAGGCCCAGGAGCACCAGAGCGAGGUCCAGCAGCUGCUGCACACCAUCAGCACCAGAGACCAGUACAUCAAGGACUCUGCAGGCCGGCUGGGUCAGGUGAUCAGUGAGCAGGCGGACAGCCUGCAGGAGCUGCGCAGACAGUUGGUGUCCAGGGAGCGCGAGGUACGGGAGCUACGCAGGGAGAAGGAGCAGCAGGGCUGGGACCCGCGGCACGAGAUCAGCCGCCUCCAGAGCCAGCUGAAGCAGAAGGAGGCCUUCAUCCAGGAGCUGAUGAAGGACAGCCAGGAGGAGCCAAUGAUUACAUCCGGGGCGGGAGAGGCAGCAGUGGGCAGGGUGAAAAAGGGGCAGUGUGACAGUGGCUUGCAGGGGGAUAUCCAGACUGUGCAGGAGGAGCUGCAGCUGCUUCUGAGGAAGGAGAAGGAGGCCCAGAUGGAACUCUCCACGCUGCGCUCUGCCCUGGCGAAGGACAAGGAGGAGAUGCAGACCCAGGCCGCUGAACUGGAGGCCCUGACACGAAGUGGACAUAGCAAGGAGCAGCUCAUCAAGGACCUCCAGAGGCAACUGGUGGAGCCCUCUGGUUUGUCUCUGGUGGAGAGACUGACCCAGGAGCUACAAGAGCUGAGAGAGAGUGUUAUUCAGCAGGACCCCACCAGUCCUGACCAUCAGAGUAUUUUGGCGCAGCUGGUUUCAGACUACUAUAGGCUGAACGAUGCUGUGAAAACAGAAAAACAGCUGUAUCACAGCCUGACUCAGAUCCACUCAUGCAGAGACAGCUCCGAGAAGACUCGGAAACUGCAGACGGAGCUGGAUAAAGUUCAGGCAUUGCGGGGACAGCUGGAGGAGGUCCUGACAAAGGCCCGGGACUCUGCCCUAGCGCCGCAAAGAGCAGCGAAGAUACAGCCUGAUUUUGGAGGUGGGAAACAACAGAGUUUCAGGCUCCAUCCGCAACAGGCCUCCUGGGCUGUAGGGGGCGCAGGGCUCAGCACGGAGGAGGAAGAUGACGAUGAUGAUGGCAGCAGUGAAUACACAGACAGCAUUGAGGAAGAAGAAAACUCUAAACUGACAGCUCGAACCCUGGCCACCUCACAGAAUGCUGGGAUCACCUGUGACAAGGAAGAUGGAGGACUUAUGAGCAGGAUGCUAUCCCAGGAUGCAACAGUGGAUGCUCAGGGCCUGGUGAAGGUGCAGCAGCUGCUGGAGCAGAAGAGGGUGGUGGAGCGGGAACUGAGGGAGCUAAAGGCCCAGCUGGAGAAGGCUGGUUACACCUCCCUCUCUCAGAUGAGGACCGCGCUGCUCAGCCUGCGGAUGGAGAACGACGAGCUGAACGAGCAGGAGGGUCAGGUGACGUCGACAAGGCGGGAGAAGGGCGAGACGGGCAGGCUGAGCAAGGAGGGUCACCAGCAGGGGAGCAACAUCCCUGAGGAGGAAGAAGAGGAGGAGGAAGAUGGCAGGUUCGCGGCGGUUCUGGCGGAGUCUGGCGAGGAGCUCGGCCUGGCGCAGGGCAAACGCUGCGCCCCCCGUGUGCAGCUGCGAGAGGGCCAGGGCAAGAGGAGGUGCACCCGACCCCACUCUCUGGACCUGGGCGCUCUGCUCUCCCAGCACACCCUCAGCACCUGCACACAGGAGGCAGACUUGGGCGAAAGUGAGGCUGAGGCCAGGGUCUGGCAGUAUGUGGAGGCGGGGCUAAGGGAGAAGACUCUGCAGCUGCGGUCAGACCUGGCGCUGAGUCGGCAGGAGAGCCGUGACCUCCAGGAGAGGCUGAUGGUGUCAGAGGCCACAGUGCAGGCCCAGGCGGAGCAGCUAAAGGACUACAGAGAGCUGCUCACGGAGACAUCCGUGCAGCAGGACAGUAAGCAAGUUCAGGUGGACCUGCAGGACCUGGGGUAUGAGACCUGUGGCCGCAGUGAGAACGAGGCUGAGAGGGACGACACCAGCAGCCCAGAGUUUGAUGAUCUCGAGAUGUGCACGUCCCUGUCCAGGCGGGACUGCGGGUCAGAGUGGUGGGCAGGGAAUUCUGGGAAGGGCGGGGACGUGGCGUCCCUGCAGCAGCUUGUGGAGGACCUGCGCGCCCAGCUGUCGCGCUCGCAGGUGGUGAUCCGCAACCUGCAGGGCCAGGUGCGCUCCCUCUCCUCCUCCAGCCUGGAGCGGCCCCGCAAGCUCAACUGGGCCUUCCAGGCCUCGCCCGCCCUCAGCGGCCCGGAGGAGGACGAGGGCUGGCAGUCGGACGGGCUGGGCCCCCCGGAGCCCGGGCGCAGCCAGGAGCUGCGGGAGCUGGUGUCCCGCGUGGCGUCCCUGGAGGACCAGCUGAAAAACUCCAAGCUGGACGGCAAGGCGGGAGCCGAGGACACCAGGUCUGCCACCUGGCCAGGGAAGUUCAACUCCCUGAUCCAGGCGCAGGCGCGGGAGCUGUCGCACCUGCGGCAGAGAAUGCGCGAGGGGCGGGGCGUGUGCCACAUCCUGACGCAGCACCUGGGCGACACCACCAAGGCUUUCGAGGAGCUGCUGCGCACCAACGACGUGGACUACUACACCGGCCAGAGCUUCCGCGAGCAGCUGGCGCAAAGCAGCGCCCUGGCCGAGCGGGUCAACGCCAAGAUCAGCGGCCGGGACCACUCUGAACUCCCCGAUGACAAAAUGGGCCAUGAGCUGCUUGCUCUACGGCUUAGCAAAGAGCUCCAGCAGAAAGAUAAGAUCAUCGAGUCCCUUCGCACCAAGCUUAAACAGCAGCGCCCAGACACUCCUUCCAGCAGCCACGCCCUGUCCGAGACCACCGACCAAUCGGACCGCACCUCCUUCGUGUCAGAUGAGCAAGGGUCCACCCAUGAGGACCUGGAGCUGUGUUCGGAUGUGGAUGCAGCCAGCGAGUACACCCCGGAGGAGCGUCCGUGUCCCAGGCAGACCCUCGCAGAUUCACACUGUCACAGUGGCACCACCCCACAGCACUCAUCUGUCCCAUCAUCCACCACUGCAUCACAUGGGGCUCAGUCCUCCAUCGGCUGUCCCAGCAUGCCGUGCACACCGCACAAGCCUGUGGACAAUCAAGGCCUCAGUUCUGGACCCAUGUCCAAUCCCCUCCCCAUGCCCCUGAGUCACGACCGCCCUGACCUCUCAGGUCAGAGGGGGUCCAUGCUCUUUGACCCUCACUCCGCCCUCCUGCGGCCCGGUUACCACGGUGCCGGGGCGUUCUCCUUGGCCGAGGUGCACCAGGAGCUGCAGAUGCUGCAGAGACAGCUGGGAGAGAGCUUUGCUGUCCCUCAUGUCAAGCCUCUGUCCGGCUUCCCCCUGGCUGCCCGCUCCCAGCCGGACCCCGGCAGUUACCUCUCGCUGUCUCAUCACGCCUUCCCCCAGCCUCAGCUCGCCACCACCCCCAAUGCAAGCUCCACUUUGAAGGCGGAUUUAAGUCUGCUGGAGAGCAGUGCAUUGUGGGAUAUGUCUCAUAUUCCACGGCCAAUCAGAACGGGCAUUUAUGGCGAUGUCUCGUCUGGGUCAUCUGGAUAUCAGUCUGGCACCAGCCACACAGGUGCUGAUCUUAUUGAGGAACACCUGAGAGAGAUCCGCAGCUUACGCCAGCGUCUGGAGGACUCCAUCCGAACCAAUGACCGCCUGAGGCAGCAGCUGGAGGAGAGGCUGGCGACCACAGGCAGAGAAGGCGGGGCUCCCACUAACAUCUACAUCCAGGGCCUGGAUUCCGUCAGUCAGCUGUCCAAUGAGAACCGAGCCCUGAAAGAGGAGAACCUGGGCCUUCAGGCCCGACUCGAGCAGGCUAACAGAGACAGCUGCAAGGAGAUGGAGCAGCUGCGGGAGGCGGUGGUGAGUGGCCGGGCGCGGCUGAAGCAGGCGGAGCUGGAGGUGGAGCAGUGGCGGGAGGAGAACAGGAGGCUGCAGGCGCACAGCUGCGAGCAGGCGCAGGAGAUCCAGCAGCUGCGGCAGACCAGCCAGGAGCGCACAAACAGGCUACGGCACGAGGUGCACCUGCUCCAGCAGCAGCUGUCCGAGAGCCGUCAGCUCCUGCACUCCCUGCAGUGCGAGCUGCAGGUGUACGAGCGCGUGUGCGGAGCCGCCAAGAGCCCCCGUACAGCAGGGUAUGGAGCUCAGGAGCCGGAGCUCAGCCAGCUGCUGGUGGAGGUGCGCGGUCUGCGCGUGCAGCUGGAACGCAGUGUGCAGGAGAACAGCUCCCUGCGCACGCAGCUGGAGGAGCAGCUGGGUGGAGGCGUGGCCCGCGGAGAGACCCGCCCCUCCAGCAUCUCCAUCGGUGGCCACCGGGACAGUGGCUGCAGGAAGCAGCUCUUCCACGAUCCUGCGCCCUCUCCACCUGUCCGAGACACUGGGCUCUUCAACCCUGGCUCCUCAUACUCCAUGCUCUCCAAAUCCACAGAACUGAAUGAUCCAGACCUCACAACUAACGACAUCUUGAAGCCGCACGCAGCUUUGGAAGGAGAGGCGCCGGACGGCUCGUUUGCCAGCAAGAAAGGGCGGCACGCCGUGGGUCACGUGGACGACUUCAACGCCCUGCAGCAGCAGAUCCUGGAGGGCAAGGUGCUGGUUCAGAAGAUGGAGGCCGCGCUGCAGUCGUCCCUCAGCUCCGCCCUGCUGGAGGUCGGCUCCGCCAAGGCUGUGGACUACAGCUGUAUGAAGAGCCUCCUGACCAAUGCCAAAACCCUGGGGCAGAUCCUGGACGAGGCCGCCUCCCUCCUCAAGAUGUUCUGGAGGGCAGCCCUUCCCAGCAGUGAGGCCUCCGCCCGGCACCUCAAGAAGGAGCAGUCCAUGAAGGAGGAGAUCCAGCAGCUGAGGCAGAGGAUCACGGAGCAGGAGAGGAUGCUGCAGGACGCCAUUGAGAGGCUGAGGAACACCAACCGCAGCAAGGAAAGCAUGGAACACUUCAUCGUGGGCCAGUUGUCAAGAACACGUGAUGUCCUCAAGAAAGCUCGGACAAACUUGGAGAAGAACGAGUACAAGAUUUCCUCCCUAUGCUCCUCCUCUUCCUCCCCCCGCCUUGGUAAAGGUGAAAUCCCACGAGGUUCCCGUGAACACCCUCCUGAUUGGGGUUUCGUGAGCCCUCGCGGCCUGGGGUCAGCCAUUGGAACCCCCAGCCAGCGGGACUCCAGGAAUCAAGGCGGACCACGCCUCCUUCAGCUUGCCACGUAUUAGCCCACGCGGUUUAGCAUCUUCAGAUCUGUCCGGCACUCGAGUGUUCGCUCAUCCAAAGGGAAAUAGCUGUACAUCUGUUUUCCCCUCGGCAGUCUUCCUCUCCAAACACUGCUCAGAAAUAAUUUCCAGCUGUCUUGACUGUCUUGACUACAACAAUUUCGACUUGCGAGCGUCAAAAGGGAAACGAUUCUGAGAUCACCUCAACGAACCAGUCCUGUUUGCUAAAUGUUGUUGCAUGUCGUUAUGCAAGCCAUACUGUAAUGUGGAUCCAACCAAUCAGGUCCUUUUGGUCCUCCCACUGUGCUGCCUUAGAAAAGCAUUUUUGACACGGUCAUGUAUUGGUGAAGAUGUUCUAGAUUUUUUUUUCUCAUUGCUGAGAAAGCAUUUUCUGAAAUUACAGGAUCAAGCUAUAUGAAUACAGCAGAUUAAUAUAUAAACGUAUUUAUUAUAUUCCAUUUCUUUUCUGAAUGACAAUGAAUGGUUUUCCAGCCAUUCUGAAGCAUUUUGAAUCAUGGAGAGUAAUGUCUUUCAGCCCUAGAAUAAAGGGUUCUAGAUGAGCAUGUGCAAUAAGAGCUAUACACUGCACCAGCUUCAACUGACACUGAAAGUUCACCAUGACAGCACAAGGAAUAAGACCAUCAGUGCAAUAUUUGUGCAAUACUACUGACUGAGCUCAGUCACCAUUAUCAUAUACACAGUUUUGGCAGCGUAGCAUGUGGAGGUAAAGAAAGGAAACACUAUGUUUCUUCAACAGGGAUCACCAGUCCUGCCAAAGUUUGAAGUCCUCAUCGCCUUGUCAUAUUAUUGACAUGUUGUUGGCUCGGAACAGAGUCCUCAUUGGCCCAUUGACUUUGUGUCACUUGACACCCUAGUGUUGGUGCCUUUUGGCUAUCUUUAAAGAGCAAGUUGGGGGGUGGGGGGUGGGGGUUAAUGAUUUGGUGUUUGGUCCAGUCAUGUUUUUAAUUUUUGAACAUUAGGUCAUUCAUAAGUUAGAAGUGUAUAUAAAAUGGACCAAACAUUACUGGGUCAUUUAAGCUAUAGGUUUUACAUGCAACUGCAAACCCUAAAAUAAGUGCUCUCAUGAGCAGAAAUAUAACCCCUGCUGCAAAAACACCUACAUCCUAAGUCUUCGAUGUCUUCCCGGUUCUUGAAAUUAUUCUACUUGACUAAGAUUUGUGUAACAUUCCCUUGCAGUUGCAAUAGAUGUUAGAUGUGCUCCGUACUUAUUAAAAAGUCAAACUUUGGCAGGGUAGUGGGAAAUACCUCUUUAUUGUACUUUUCAGUAACACUGUCACAUGCAGAGGUGUUUCUGAGCUGUGUUUGCUGUAUAUGACCUGCUUUCUGUUACAUUCAUCUUCUCUUUGUGUGCUCAGUAUGUAUCUCGUUUGCUAUACAUGCAGUUGGAAAGUUGUGCAUUAGCCUAUAGCUCUGCUCUUUUUCUGUUGUUGGGGUCAUAGAAUACACGUAAGCCUAUAUUUUAGCUUUUCAAGUGCCAUGUUUUCUGCCCGGUGUCAUGUCUGAGUUUAAUUUGUUAAAGCUAAUGCCGUUUUACUAACUUUACGUAUUGAAGUCCACAUGCAAACUAACCAAGGAGUAGUGGGUGGUUCGAUUUUCUUGCUUUGAAACAGCUUGAGAGUAGUCUGGUAGUGUAACAAUGUAGCGCCAUCUAUCUUAGACGAUCAGAUGUUUAAAUCUGGCAAUAUGGCCUUGUUUGUGCUACUGUACAACUUGUUCAGUGUCCUUGAGCUUUGCCCAGUUCUGGAAUGCAACCCCAAGUCAAGCAUACAUUUGGAACUGUAGAUUCAAUAAGGAAACAGUAAGGGGGAAACCAAAGAGUGAAAACAUUAUAUGCAAAAUCUACAUGUUUGAAAUAACGUUGGCUCCUUUCUUCAGAGGGCAGCAGUGGAUCACAUUUUGCUAGAUGUGGGCCUUGUAUCAUAUGUAUAUAGUGACUGGAGAGUGCUUUGAUACAGAAGCUGUUUGUGUAGCUGAUUGUGUGAGAAGAUGGACUGUUUCCAUGUAUGCUGUCACAGACCCCAUGGGCUCUGUCUCUGAACCUGACAAUGUGUGUGUUGUGCAGAAUAAAGGGUGUCCUCAAAGACUUCGCUUAAAAAAGGAAUUAAAUAAA